This is a messenger RNA of Plectropomus leopardus (leopard coralgrouper), 3152 nucleotides long. It is a transcript of the gene grik2, whose product is annotated as glutamate receptor, ionotropic, kainate 2. Gene Ontology annotation, molecular function: signaling receptor activity; ligand-gated monoatomic ion channel activity. The record is from RefSeq and is a predicted model, not a curated record. Gene Ontology annotation, biological process: monoatomic ion transport. Gene Ontology annotation, cellular component: membrane. Lineage: Eukaryota; Metazoa; Chordata; Actinopteri; Perciformes; Serranidae.
GGAGCUCGGGCUGCCGAGGCUGCUGAGACCGCCGCUUCGCUCACUCUCACUUGGUCGCGCUGGAUCUCCACACGCUCUCCCCCUCUCACCCCCCUCCAAUCUGUGUCUUUCAGUAGAUGGAUCUCUUCAAGCUCUGCCCUGCCUAACAUGGACGCCCGGCCACCUCCACCACCACCACCUCCACCAUCAUCUUCCUCAGCUGAGUCGGAGGGCUGUUUCUUCUUGGCGCAGUGAGCUGGACACGCAGUGCUUUUUUCCUUCUUUUUUUUUUUUUCUUUUGCUAAAUGGAUGUGGGGAAAGCGUUGCCCAGCCCGCCGGUGGUGCCCAACCGCCUCGCUUCACGUUAAAGCGGUGAAAGAGAAAAUAAUUCUGGGGAAUAUACCGAUUCAGGGAAUAAUAAUCCUGUGCACCACACAAGCACCAUGAAGAUUACCUCCCUGCUGAUACUUAAUGCGAGAGUCAGGUGCACCAUCAGGCUUCUACUGCUGCUAUUACACUGUGUGGGAUAUUCUCAUGGGAUGCCACACGUCUUGAGAUUCGGGGGGAUAUUUGAGUCCAUUGAAAGCGGCCCGUCAGGUGCUGAGGAACUAGCCUUUAAAUUUGCUUUAAACACAAUCAACAGGAACAGAACCCUACUGCCAAACACCACGCUCACCUACGACAUCCAAAGGAUAAACAUCUAUGACAGCUUUGAAGCCUCCAGGAAAGCCUGUGACCAGCUUUCUCUGGGGGUGGCGGCCAUCUUCGGUCCAUCUCACAGUUCCUCGGCCAAUGCGGUCCAGUCCAUUUGCAACGCCCUGGGGGUGCCACAUAUCCAGACCAAAUGGAAGCACCAAGUAUCGGACAACAGAGACGUCUUCUACGUUAGCCUCUACCCAGACUUCUCCUCGCUCAGCCGGGCCAUCCUGGACCUGGUCCAUUUCUUCAAGUGGAAGACGGUCACUGUGGUUUAUGACGACAGCACUGGUCUGAUUCGGUUGCAAGAGCUUAUAAAGGCGCCAUCGCGGUACAACAUCCGGUUAAAGAUCCGGCAGCUACCUGCAGAGACCAAGGAUGCUAAGCCGCUGUUGAAAGAGAUGAAGAGGGGGAAGGAGUUCCACAUCAUCUUUGACUGUGGCCACGAAAUGGCUGCCGGGAUCCUGAAGCAGGCUCUCGCCAUGGGGAUGAUGACAGAGUAUUAUCACUAUAUCUUCACCACACUGGAUCUGUUUGCACUGGACGUGGAGCCAUACCGAUACAGUGGUGUGAACAUGACAGGCUUCAGGAUCCUCAACACUGAGAACAGCCAGGUGGCCUCCAUCAUCGAGAAAUGGUCCAUGGAGCGACUGCAGGCUCCACCCAAACCUGACUCUGGUCUACUGGACGGCUUCAUGACCACGGACGCCGCGCUGAUGUACGAUGCCGUGCACGUGGUGGCCGUGGCUGUGCAGCAGUCUCAGCAGAUCACUGUCAGCUCAUUACAGUGCAACCGACACAAGCCCUGGCGCUUCGGGAACCGCUUCAUGGCCCUCAUCAAAGAGGCUCACUGGGAUGGUCUGACCGGGAGAAUCACUUUCAACCGGACCAAUGGCUUGAGGACAGACUUUGACCUCGAUGUCAUUAGUCUGAAGGAGGAGGGGCUUGAAAAGAUUGGUACCUGGGAUCCUCCAAGUGGCCUGAACAUGACAGACAACCAGAAGGGGAAGACGACGAAUGUUUCUGAUUCCUUAUCCAAUCGAUCCUUGGUUGUCUCCACCAUACUGGAAGAGCCAUACGUGAUGUUUAAGAAGUCUGACAAGCCGCUGUACGGGAACGACCGCUUCGAGGGCUACUGCAUAGACCUGCUGAGAGAGCUGGCCAACAUCCUGGGCUUCACUUAUGAGGUUCGCCUGGUGGAAGAUGGGAGAUACGGUGCCCAGGAUGAGAACACGGGCCAGUGGAAUGGCAUGGUCAAGGAGCUAAUGGACCACAGAGCUGAUCUGGCAGUGGCUCCCCUCGCCAUCACAUACGUGCGCGAAAAGGUUAUCGACUUCUCCAAGCCCUUCAUGACGCUGGGUAUAAGUAUACUGUACCGCAAGCCCAACGGGACCAACCCUGGGGUCUUCUCCUUCCUCAACCCCCUCUCGCCUGAUAUCUGGAUGUAUAUUCUGCUGGCUUACUUGGGUGUCAGUUGUGUGCUGUUUGUCAUAGCCAGGUUUAGUCCCUACGAGUGGUAUAACCCCCACCCUUGCAACCCUGACUCGGAUGUAGUGGAAAACAAUUUCACCCUGCUAAAUAGUUUCUGGUUCGGAGUUGGAGCUCUCAUGCAGCAAGGAUCUGAGCUCAUGCCGAAAGCCCUCUCCACCAGAAUUGUAGGAGGAAUCUGGUGGUUUUUCACGCUCAUCAUCAUCUCGUCCUACACGGCCAACCUAGCGGCGUUCCUCACUGUGGAGAGGAUGGAGUCACCCAUUGACUCUGCCGACGACCUGGCCAAGCAGACCAAGAUCGAGUACGGGGUGGUAGAAGACGGCUCCACCAUGACCUUCUUCAAGAAAACCAAGAUCUCCACGUAUGACAAGAUGUGGGAGUUCAUGAGCAGUCGGAGGCACUCAGUGAUGGUGAAGAACAUUGACGAAGGCAUUCACCGUGUGCUCACCUCAGACUACGCAUUCCUCAUGGAGUCUACCACCAUUGAGUUUGUCACCCAGCGCAACUGCAACCUCACCCAGAUUGGAGGCCUCAUUGACUCCAAAGCCUACGGGGUGGGCACCCCAAUGGGCUCUCCAUACCGAGAUAAGAUCACUAUUGCCAUCCUGCAGCUCCAGGAGGAAGGGAAGCUGCACAUGAUGAAGGAAAAGUGGUGGAGAGGAAACGGCUGUCCGGAGGAGGAGAGUAAGGAGGCCAGCGCCCUCGGGGUGCAGAACAUCGGAGGGAUCUUCAUCGUCCUCGCCGCUGGACUCGUCCUGUCCGUGUUCGUGGCCGUGGGGGAGUUCCUUUACAAGUCCAAACAGAAUGCACAACUUGAAAAGAGGUCCUUCUGCAGUGCCAUGGUGGACGAACUGCGGGUUUCCCUCAAGUGCCAGCGCCGGCUCAAACACAAGCCCCAGCCGCCCGUCAUGGUGAAAACGGAGGAGGUCAUCAACAUGCACACCUUCAACGACCGCAGACUGCCAGGGAAAGAGACCAUGGCCUAA